AUGUUGAACACGAGUUUCCGAAAGCCUUCUUCCAUCCUGAAAAGUCAAUGCUUACUUUCUCAAUUUCAACAACAUUACCACCACUCUCAACAACAAUUACUUGUGAAUACUUUUAGUACUAUCAGCACAUUUCGGAAUGAUGUAAAUAAAUAUGCGAGAUACUUUUCGAAUUUUAAUAAUUAUCAACGGAUGGCAAGUUUGACUUCAUCCAUGGGAUUAGGACGUUUAGGAGAAAAAACAACCAUUGAAAAGAAUAGGUUUCCGAUGAUCAAAACGAGGUCCGGAAAACACAUACAAUAUGUGGAUCAAUGUGUCGUUAAAGUGAGAGGAGGAGCUGGAGGAGACGGACAUGUGCAUUUUCUAAGAGAAAAAUUUAAACCUAUUGGCAAAGCAAGUGGAGGUGAUGGUGGUAGUGGUGGAAGUGUGUUUAUUAAAGCAUCAAUGAAUAGACACUCUUUGUGUGGCAUUGAUUAUAUUCAAAAGGCCAAAGAUGGCGACAAUGGUCAAAAGAGAAACAAAAACGGAAAGAAGGGAGAGCCUACAAUCAUUUAUGUGCCUACAGGAACCCAGGUUUUUGACGCUGAUACUGGAGACAUUAUUGCAGACCUUCAAAAUGAUGGAGAUGAAAUUUUGGUAGCUAAGGGAGGUAGAGGUGGUCUUGGAAAUCAACACUACUCCUCCAGUACGAAUAGAAGUCCAAAACAAAGUCAAGAAGGGCAAAAAGGAGAAUCCAGACAUUUACUGUUAAAAUUGAAAACCAUUGCGGAUGUGGGUUUGUUAGGAUUUCCCAAUGCAGGUAAAUCAACACUAUUAGGAGCAAUAUCGAACGCUAAACCGAAAGUAGCUGCAUACUCUUUCACCACCUUACAUCCCACGGUAGGAGAAGUUUUUCAUCAGGAGACUGGAUAUUCAUUUACAUGUGCCGAUAUUCCUGGUUUAAUUGAGGGCAUGAAUAGCAAGCUCAAAACGAGAGGUUUAGGUCACGAUUUUAUGCAGCACAUUGAACGAACAAAAUUACUUCUCUAUGUCGUUGAUGUGAGUGGACUUGAAGGUCUUGGUAUUCAAUACAAUGAGGAAACCGGAGAGAUCAAAUAUGAAUUCAUAACGGACGCCUCUCCAUUUGAUUAUCAUUCAAAUACUUCAAACGAUGACAUCAAUGAGCUUUCCAAACACUCUGAGAAGAGAGUCACCAUACCCACAAAACAGCGUUCCAAUGUACAACAAGCUGACGAGGACUUGUAUCAUUUGCGAGAGUCUGCAAUGGCUGAUUAUUUUGGAGAGGAUGAAGCCGAAGACGUUUUGAACGAAUUGGAUGAUGAGGACGACGACACUCACACCAAGCGAAUGAGCAAGAGACAAAAAGCUCAGCACAACUUUAGAAAGAGAACACCUCUUUUGAGAACCUUAUCUCCUGACGAGUCUGCGAUACUUCGUUCCAAUACCAAAGAACACACAACGAGCGCCGUUAAGCAAGUAGGCCUUCAAAACGAGGAAGAGUUUGAUGAUGACAAUUCUAUGACUUCUACGUUUAAUGAUGACUCUAUUCCUGCUACAUUUGCAACACAAGAAGAAAUUCAACAUGAUACCAAAGAUUUUGAAUCCUCUCUUCAACUUGACGAAGAAUUCAAUUCUCAAAGAGAUCUCAACGAUGAAGAAAACCUCGCUAACGACGAUCCCUAUCGCAACACAGUAUUGGAUACGCUGCCAGAAGUUAAGAGAAAACAACGAUUGUUCCAGCCCUGGGAUAUAUUAAGGUUACUACAAAAAGAAGUCGAGCUCUAUAUGCCAGGUCUUUCAGACAGAGCUGCCUGUAUUAUUGCUAACAAGAUGGACGUACCUGGUUCUGAGAAGAAUUUUGAAAAACUGAAAGAGUUUGUGAAAAACGAGUUUGGUGAUAUUCCAAUAAUUCCAAUCUCAGCUAAGGAUGGUUUGAAUGUCGAGCAAGUCAAGUUGUUCUGUAUUAGUUAUUUGGAAAGGCGUAAGAAAAAAGCAGAAACUACUUUAACGGCUCACAUUGACGAGUAA
Messenger RNA from Naegleria lovaniensis, 2025 nucleotides. RefSeq lists its product as uncharacterized. The coding region runs from base 1 to 2025 and encodes 674 amino acids. NCBI's taxonomy places the organism in Eukaryota, Heterolobosea, Eutetramitea, Acrasida, Naegleriidae. The transcript has a single exon. The record is from RefSeq and is a predicted model, not a curated record. Gene Ontology annotation, molecular function: magnesium ion binding; GTPase activity; GTP binding. Gene Ontology annotation, cellular component: mitochondrion.